Messenger RNA from Branchiostoma floridae (Florida lancelet), 2690 nucleotides. RefSeq lists its product as uncharacterized. NCBI's taxonomy places the organism in Eukaryota, Metazoa, Chordata, Leptocardii, Amphioxiformes, Branchiostomatidae. The record is from RefSeq and is a predicted model, not a curated record. The coding region runs from base 130 to 2181 and encodes 683 amino acids. The transcript is spliced from 11 exons.
GUUUAGCAGCGGUUAAAAUGGAAAAGAUGAAAGAAGGUGAAGGUGCGUGCUAAGGUCAGCUGGACGUCAUGUGAUAGUUAUGUGACAAUAGUGACGUCUUGUGUUCUUCUUCUGGGGUUUACAAGAACCAUGGAGAGUCCGCAUGGCCUCUUGCUCUCUUCAUUCCUUCUCCUGACGCUCUCAGGGGCGUACGCCGGGGAUCCCGCGGCCGACCUGCGGCGGAUGGCGGUGAUCCACUCGCUCAUCCCCGCCGUGCCGCCGUCGGCGAGCCGUGGAGCAGGCUCCGAGGCUGUGAACUUCACGGCGGCCUUCCGUACUUCCGACAACGCCACCCUCCAGCUUAGCGUCGGCAUCCUGGACAACAGUACCAGACAGGAGAUGUACUCCGAGUGGGUGGACCUGGGCUCCCCGAGCUCCACUGUCAAGGUGGUGUCCAAUCCUGCCGCGGCUUACUCCGUCAACAAUACGAUCCAGGUGUUUGUGCAGUGUUCCGAUGGACAGGUGUACUACCUGGAACAGAAGCCCAAACAUGCCGUGUACUUCGUCACCUGGUACAAGCUUCCAGGUUCCCUGCCUGUAGACGAGGGUGGGCCGGCACUGUUGGUGGGGCGGGACUCUGUGAGCGCUCUGGCGUGGAAGGGCAGGGUGGCCGUGUUUGUGAGAUCCAUGCAGGUGUCGUCAAACCUGUACUGGUCUACAGGUGUUGCUAAAAGCUUCACUCCAUGGCAGAACUUGGGUGGAAACCUGGCCACAGAUGCCACUGUUGUGUACAACCCAUUUUCAGGGUACAUGGAGGCCUACGCAGUCCUGAGCGAUGGAAAGGUGAACCGUAAAGACCAGGUGCACGACAACAAGUGGCAAGAUUGGACUGUUUUAGGAGUGAGUCAGCCGGCCAUGGUGAACACAUCACGCCCAGUGGCACACGCCAUGAGUGAGACCAUCUUCCACGGCAUGACGGAGGUGUUCGCCCUGGGGGCUGAUGGGAAAAUCAAGCAUAUCUGGCAGACCACAUGUGACAAUGUGGUGAACCCCUGGGGGUACUGUACCUGGGGUCUCUGGGGAAACAUAGCAGGCAGUUUGUCUAAUGACAUACGGGUGGCGUACGGGUACGGCAUGGAGAAGCCUCAGCUGCGGGGACAGGUCAAUGUCCUCGCUACCGGACACAACGUGCAUCUGGGAAACGAGGUCUUCUUUGUUGGCAAAAAUGGCAGCCUCUGGCAUGUUUGGCAGCUCCUCCGAAAUGACGUUUGGAACGGACCAGACCUGAUUGGUCGGCCAGCUGAGGGGGAGAUCGGGUCCCUGCCAACCAUCAUGCAGGACAGGACAGGAGGCUGGUGGAGGGCGUACGUCAUCACCACUAAGGGACAGGUAGGGAUUGUUGAACAGCAGAAGAACCUGUCCAUCUCUGUGGAGCAGAUGGCAUCAGGCUCCAACCUGACAGUGUCCUGGCGAGUUCCUGAAGAUGAGGCCGCCGGCGCGGACUGGCUCGGCGUCUACAGACGGGGGGACGAUGAGAACAGGAACUACCUGGACUUCAGGUAUGUCCAGGGUGGUCAGAAUCCCAAGCAACCACCUGUGCCCAAGGGCUCUGUUACCAUGGCGAUAUACCUUCCUGAUGGCAAGUACGACCUGCGCUACCUGGUCAACAGGAAGUUCUCUGAUGUCAUGACCACAGGUGUUGAGGUGUAUAAUGGACCAGAGGAUGAGAACUGGGUACAGCUGUACCAGGGGAUGGCUAUAGGGCUGGGGAAGGAGGGCCUCAACAUCACCCUGUGUGUCAAAGAUGGAGAGGCCACCAUCAAGAAGUUUGAACAAACCUGGGAGGCUUUCCUGCAGAGGGAGUUCUGGGAGGGGCUGAAGUUGCUAGGCGUGUCCCUUGGAGACCUUGUGGCAGCCCUGGUCCAGUGUGAGGAGACGGCUGUAGCAGAGGCCCUCAACAAGUUUGUCACAGAUCUCAUGAGCUGUGCCUCCGCUAAACAAUGCACCAGUUUUGUGGUUGAUCUUGUGAAAGAAACAGAAAUCUGGUUCAAGGACAGCUACGAGAUCUUUGGGGACAUCCGAGCGGCGUCCAACAACUUCCGGCUGCUGAAGGCUUACAAGCAGGGUGGGGUGUGUGUGGGUAGGGUGGUGAAGGCCUGUAUUGAUGUGGACAACAACAUUACCAAGACUGUGGUAUAUUAAAGGCCAGUCUUAAGCCACUGUCACAUUUCCAGAACCUAAGCCUGGCAUUAUUUUUAGCCAAUUUCCAAGCAACGUCAGCGCACUGGUUUGGAUGUAGCCUAGAAUCAAUCCUAUUCUAGCUCCAGUUUGAUCCUCUGUUAACAUCCAUGCAGCAUACGUCUUUGCUGAUGUUGAUUUUUGGAAGUUUAUAGCUACCCUGUGCAGAUACCUUUAAUGACCAAUAUGCAACCUUUCCAAUUAAAUUCCCAACCAUGAGAUGACACUGAUGACCACUAACUUCAUGGUAACUGGGGCUCAAUGGUGGGCUGACACUGUGCUAAAUUGACAGCUCACCACAAGUUUUUAUCACUUUUUUGGUGCAAUACUGAUUGAAUGGCUGGUCUUGGCCGGGACCAUUGUGCCACUUUAGGACAUCAUGGUUAACUUGAUCAGUUUAGGACUAUUUGCUGAUUGAAAGUGUUCCAUAGAGAUGUCACGCAGUGCAAUGCAAUACAAUGCAAACUUGUAAC